Messenger RNA from Naegleria fowleri, 588 nucleotides. RefSeq lists its product as uncharacterized. The transcript has a single exon. The record is from RefSeq and is a predicted model, not a curated record. The coding region runs from base 1 to 588 and encodes 195 amino acids. Lineage: Eukaryota; Heterolobosea; Eutetramitea; Acrasida; Naegleriidae. Gene Ontology annotation, molecular function: protein binding.
AUGAAGAAUUAUUUUGCGUUUUGGACCAUUCUUGCUCUUUCGGUGAUGCUGCUGUUUUUAACGCUGCAUCCUCGUGAUUCAAAUGUUGCUGCAUACAGUACCAAGAUGAGAUCAAUCAUUCAAAGCCAACUAGCCUCCUCUCAAAACAGUCGAGAAUGGAAUCCUUCUCUUGCUUCUCAAAAAUCGUGUGAUAUCAUUAGUUCCGAGAUGAAUCAAAUGGAUUUGAAAUUUUGCGAAAAUCGAGUGAAUUAUCCAACGUCUAUUCUGGAUUACAAUAGAACUCAUGAAAGUGAAGAUGUUGCCUUGAAAAAGGCAGAUUAUGUCGCUGCUCUGUAUUACAAUUUGAUGAAUUGGGACAAUGCUCGUGGACAAGUGCCUUCACAACAAUGUAAGGAGUUGGUUCAUGAAUUGUUGUGCCAUGCAGUGUUUCCGUUAUGUCAAGAUAAAGGAGGUUAUGUGAGAAAUUUGUAUCCAUGUAAAGACAAGUGUACCAAGGCCAUAAGUGUGUGCAACACGACUCCAACGGAGCCCCUAGGAGAGGAUAUUGUCAUGUUUUGUACUCACAUUAAGCAGUGUAACAAUUAUUGA